AUGCCUGAGAAGGAAUAUCCUCUCCUGACCGACGACUACGUCGCCGGACUACUCUCGCAAGAGGCCAAUGACUGCUCAACCAAGUACUCGGCCCUCGGCCUUGACGCCUACAAAUCUUCAAAACGACCACAAAACCAGCCGAAACCAAACACCCGAUUCCUGAACAACAUAAUCCGCGACACAAACUCCCACAACCGUGCUCUGCUGGCCAAAGAGAGCGCCGAAUCACAGGCUCGCCUGCGCGAGCUCGAACAGGCCGAGCGAGACAAGCAACGCGAGCAGGAGCGGCUGCAGCGCCGAGCACGGCCGGGCCCUGCAGACACGCGCAAGCGCAUCCUCGGCGACAUCGCCGCCUUCAUAAGUCCCGGUGCGGCAUCCUCGUCUCGGGCGACGAAACGGAGGCGCGGGGAGGCUGAAGGAGCGGAGACUGCUGAAGACGGCAGACGAGGAACAGAUGAUAGGGAACGCUCAAGACCACCGAGGCGCUCAAGAGGCGACACAACGUCUGGCCGGCAUUCCAGCAGCAGAAGCCAGGAUCUAUUCAACGAGUCGGGCACGACACGCGAAUCUGCAGGAAGAUUGAACGCGGACAAGAGCCGGGAUGAUCACGAUCGGAAGUCGAGGCGUCGCGCAUACCGAGAUCGCAGCGACGACGAGACUAGCCGGAGUCACAAGAAGAGCUCGAGGCGUGACACCAGUCAGGAUGAUGCAGAGAGGGGUCGACAUCACCAUAAGAGCUCGAGGCACAAAGGAGAACGUGAUCGACACCACAAGAUACGGUCCCGCAGCAGGAGCCCGGCAAGACACAAGCGAUCAGCACCUUCAAGGUCUUCAAGAACGCGGGACGCUCCUGCAGAGAUGGAGUCGGACUCUGAUCCACUUGACGACCUAAUCGGGCCCACCCUCCCGCCAAAGCAGGAUACUGUGCGUGCUCGAGGCCGGGGCGCGCAUGCCAGCUCGUCUGGUAUUGAUGGCCGCUUUGCAGCAGACUACGAUCCUACCAUGGACGUGGGUCCAGAGCCCGCGUCAGGUUCUGCGGAAGCCGACUGGGAAGGCACAGUAGAGGCAUAUCGUGACCGACAGAAAUGGCGCAAGCAAGGCGCCGAAAGACUGCGAAGCGUAGGGUUCACCGAGGACGAGAUCAAGCGAUGGGAAACGGGCGACAAGAAGGACGAGACAGACGUGCGGUGGACGAAACAAGGCGCUGUGCGUGAAUGGGACAGGGGCAAGGUCGUCGAUACCGACGGCGAUGUUGCGCUCGAACCGGAAUGGGGAAGGCUUAAGGGGACCUAA
Messenger RNA from Microdochium trichocladiopsis, 1293 nucleotides. RefSeq lists its product as uncharacterized. The transcript is spliced from 2 exons. The record is from RefSeq and is a predicted model, not a curated record. The coding region runs from base 1 to 1293 and encodes 430 amino acids. Lineage: Eukaryota; Fungi; Ascomycota; Sordariomycetes; Xylariales; Microdochiaceae.